Messenger RNA from Caretta caretta (loggerhead turtle), 12814 nucleotides. RefSeq names its product bromodomain and WD repeat domain containing 3 (gene BRWD3). Gene Ontology annotation, molecular function: protein binding. Gene Ontology annotation, biological process: regulation of transcription by RNA polymerase II; cytoskeleton organization; regulation of cell shape. Gene Ontology annotation, cellular component: nucleus. Lineage: Eukaryota; Metazoa; Chordata; Testudines; Cheloniidae. The record is from RefSeq and is a predicted model, not a curated record.
AUCUAUGGGGCGAAACGAGAUGCAAUGAACCCGAGAGCGAGCGAGACAGCGACGAGCGCGACGGACACACACCGGAGCCGCUCCAUGGGGGAUCGGCCGCAGUAGGAGCGGCUCCCCCCGGGUACGAUCCGCCCCUGUUCCCCCCUCGGGCCUCUGGAGGAGGAUGGCGACAGCGGCCGCCCCGACCCAGCUGGAAGCCGAGCUCUACUACCUGAUCGCCCGCUUCCUGCAGUCCGGACCCUGCAGGAAAUCCGCCCAGGUGCUGGUGGAGGAGCUGGAGGCGCACCAGCUGAUCCCCCGCCGCCUGGACUGGCAGGGCAAGGAGCACCGGCGCAGCUUCGAGGAUCUGGUGGCAGCCAAUGCACACAUCCCUCCAGACUAUCUUCUGAAAAUCUGUGAGAGAAUUGGACCCCUCUUAGACAAAGAGAUCCCACAGAGUGUUCUUGGAGUGCAGACUUUACUAGGCGUGGGACGGCAAUCUUUGCUAAGGGCAGCAAAAGACUGCAGGCAUACGCUAUGGAAGGGAUCUGCAUUUGCAGCUCUUCACAGAGGCCGACCUCCCGAACUACCUGUAAAUUAUGGGAAGCCACCAAAUGUGGUAAAUAUAAUUUCUGCCAAGCAAUUAACUGGAUAUGGACGCUUCAACCAUUUGUUCCCAUCAUCCAACUAUCAACAUAUGAAGAUGCACAAGAGGAUUCUGGGGCACUUAUCAUCUGUAUAUUGUGUAGCAUUUGACCGCAGUGGGAGGCGAAUUUUCACAGGCUCAGAUGAUUGUUUGGUGAAAAUUUGGGCUACAGAUGACGGUCGUCUGCUCUCAACGUUGCGAGGACACUCAGCUGAAAUUUCUGACAUGGCUGUUAACUAUGAAAACACAUUGCUGGCUGCAGGCAGCUGUGAUAAGGUAGUCAGAGUAUGGUGUCUACGAACCUGUGCACCAGUUGCAGUGCUGCAGGGCCAUUCAGCUUCCAUUACGUCCAUACAGUUUUCUCCAGCAAGAAAAGGAAUAACCCGAUACCUCACUUCUACUGGUGCUGAUGGAGCAAUCUGUUUCUGGCAGUGGCAUGCCAAUACAAUUAAAUUUAAGGAUCGCCCCGUGAAAUUUGCUGAGAGAUCCAGGCCUGGAGUUCAGAUAUCUUGUUCAUCUUUCAGCUCUGGUGGCAUGUUCAUUGCAACAGGUAGCACUGACCAUGUGAUAAGAAUAUAUUAUUUGGGCUCGGAAUCGCCAGAGAAAAUUGCUGAGUUAGAGUCCCAUACGGACAAAGUAGUUGCAGUUCAGUUCUGUAACAAUGGUGACAGUUUAAGAUUUGUCAGUGGGAGCAGAGAUGGAACAGCAAGAAUAUGGCAAUACCAGCAGCAGGAAUGGAAGAGUAUAGUCCUGGAUAUGGCUACUAAAAUGACAGGUAACAACUUGGUAUCUGGGGAGGACAAAGUAACUAAACUGAAGGUUACUAUGGUGGCUUGGGAUCGAUACGAUUCCACUGUCAUCACUGCGGUCAACAACUUCCUUUUGAAAGUAUGGAACUCGACCACGGGACAGCUUCUUCAUAGUUUAUCUGGCCAUGAUGAUGAAGUUUUUGUUUUAGAAGCACAUCCAUUUGACCAAAGGAUCAUGCUUUCUGCAGGUCAUGAUGGGAACAUUUUCGUUUGGGACCUUGACAAAGGAACAAAAAUUCGCAAUUACUUUAACAUGAUUGAAGGCCAAGGCCAUGGUGCUGUUUUUGAUUGCAAAUUCUCACCAGAUGGACAGCAUUUUGCCUGCACAGACUCACAUGGGCAUCUGCUAUUAUUUGGUUUUGGAUGCAAUAAAUAUUAUGAAAAGAUUCCAGAUCAGAUGUUCUUCCAUACGGAUUAUCGGCCACUGAUUCGUGAUGCUAAUAACUAUGUGCUGGAUGAACAGACCCAACAGGCUCCACAUCUCAUGCCUCCCCCAUUCCUGGUGGAUGUGGAUGGAAAUCCACAUCCCACAAGAUACCAGCGUCUUGUACCAGGACGGGAAAAUUGUAAGGAUGAACAACUUAUUCCUCAACUGGGAUAUGUGGCUAAUGGUGACGGUGAAGUGAUUGAACAGGUGAUUGGGCAGCAAACCAAUGACCAGGAUGAGAGUAUUCUGGAUGGAAUGAUUAGGGAGCUGCAGAGAGAACAAGAUCUGAGGCGAAUGAAUGAAGGAGAAGCUAUCCCAAACCCUCCAUACAGUAGAUCACACUCUAUUAAUGGUGCUCUUAGAAGUCCAGGUUUGGACUCCCCACCAAAUGUUGGUCUCAGACGAAGCGGUCAGAUUGAGGGGGUCCGGCAAAUGCAUCUCAAUGCUCCUCGCAGUCAGAUGGCCACAGAGAGAGAUCUCAUGGCCUGGAGCAGAAGAGUAGUGGUGAAUGAGCUGCAUCCAGGGGUUAGCAGGGUUCAGGAAGAAUGCCGAGCUGCCAAAGGUGAUAUGGAAGUUAAUCUUUACACUGUUGAAAAGAGGAGAAAACCAUCCCACACCUUGCAAAGGAGUGAUUAUCAACCUGGCAGUGGACGAUCUUUGAGAAGAAACCAACGUAAACGCCAGCAUGCCUACCAAACACGCUCCACCAUUGAACACAAUCAGCAGGGAGCAAGUCAAAAUGCACGUACAAAGGAAGAAUCUGAAAGCUCCUCCGAGGAAGAUGAAACAGUUGGCACAAGUGAUGCCUCUGUAGACGACGCUGUGGCUGUAUGGCAAAGUGAAAGCAGUUCCAGUGAUUCUUCAAGUGAAUAUUCUGACUGGACAGCAGAUGCUGGAAUUAAUCUCCAGCCUCCAAAGAGACAAACCAGACAGGCGACUCGGAAGAUCUGUAGCAGCUCUGAAGAUGAAAAUCUAAAGGAAGCUAAAGGAUUGGAAGAGAAACGAAGGAAACCCAAACAGACUAGAAAAAAGAAACCAAGUGGAUUACUUUCGAUGGAAGGUGAACCCAGUGAAGAAUGGUUUGCACCCCAGUGGAUCUUGGAUACCAUACCACGUCGUUCACCCUUUGUCCCACAAAUGGGAGAUGAGAUUAUAUAUUUUAGGCAAGGCCAUGAAGCUUAUGUACGGGCAGUAAGGAAGGCAAAAAUUUACAAUGUUAACAUGCAAAAACAACCAUGGAACAAAAUAGAACUCAGGGAACAAGAACUUGUGAAGACUGUAGGAAUUAAAUAUGAAGUCGGACCUCCUACACUCUGCUGCUUGAAGCUUGCAUUUCUAGAUCCAAUCUCAGGCAAAAUGACAGGAGAAUCUUUUUCCAUUAAGUACCAUGAUAUGCCAGAUGUUAUUGAUUUCCUUGUGCUGCAUCAGUUUUAUAAUGAAGCCAAAGAAAGGAACUGGCAGAUUGGGGAUAGGUUUCGCAGUAUAAUAGAUGAUGCUUGGUGGUUUGGAACGGUGGAGAGUCAGCAGCCUUUCCAGGCAGAAUAUCCUGAUAGUUCCUUCCAGUGCUACAGCGUUCACUGGGACAACAACGAAAGAGAAAAGAUGAGUCCAUGGGACAUGGAACCAGUUCCAGAAGGAACUGCUUAUCCAGACGAGGUUGGUGCUGGAGUUCCCGUGUCCCCAGAGGAACUGACAUCUCUGCUGUAUAAACCCCAAGAAGGAGAAUGGGGGGCCCAUUCCAGAGAUGAAGAAUGUGAACGAGUUAUUAAGGGAAUUGAUUAUCUUCUGACCCUUGAUAUUUCUAACCCCUUUGCUGUUCCAGUGGACCUUAGUGCCUAUCCCAUGUAUUGCACUGUAGUUGCUUACCCAACUGACCUCACCACAAUCAGGAGGAGACUUGAAAACAGAUUUUAUAGGAGAAUCUCAGCAUUGAUGUGGGAGGUUCGAUACAUCGAGCAUAAUGCUAGGACUUUCAAUGAGCCAGAAAGUCCUAUAGUUAAAGCAGCCAAAAUUGUAACGGAUGUCUUACUUCGCUAUAUUGGGGAUCAGAGUUGUACUGAUAUAUUGGAUGUAUAUAAUAAAGUGAAAGCAGAAGAUCUAAGCAGUACUGAUGAAGAGGAGGAGAUACCCUGGGAUCCACAUUUACUUGGCAAACAUUGUGGCUUAUUGCUCAGGGCAGCAAACCCUACCUCUCCCCUGCAGAACAAUGUGAGAAUCUCCACAAGGGAUCAUCAUGGAGUUUUCCACCCUGUAGCAGAAGUAGAUGUAGAUUCAGAUGGGCCUGGAACUUCAUGUGGGAAAAGAAGAGUAAGACGACCAAUAAAAAGGCAGCCCUUCAAAGCAAGCCCUGGUGCUUGGAAAGAACAGUGCAAGCAGUUGUUAAGCCUAAUAUAUGAACGUGAGGACUCCGAGCCUUUUAGACAGCCAGUUGAUCUCUUCUCCUAUCCUGACUAUCGAGAUAUUGUAGACACUCCAAUGGAUUUCAGCACUGUGAAAGAAACUUUGGAAGCAGGAAAUUACACCAAUCCUCUGGAAUUUUACAAGGAUGUUCGCUUAAUAUUCUGCAACUCUAAAGCUUACACACCUAAUAAAAAGUCACGGAUCUAUAGCAUGACGCUUAGACUAUCUGCCUUAUUUGAAAAUCAUAUUAAAAACAUCAUCUCUGAAUACAAGUUGGCCAUGCAGUGUCAAAAGAGAAAUAAACCACGAUACCGAAAACGACUAAGGAGCAGUAGUAGUUCACCAUCUAGUAGCAGAGCAUCCAGCCCUAAAGGGAAACAGAAACAAGUGAAGAUGCAACCUAAAAUCAACCAGAAUACCUCACUGCCUUUGACUAGGACUAGCUCUUCAGUUUCAUCUCAUGUUUCAGAUACUACCGAGGAGGCUCUGGGUUCAGCCAUUGGUGAAGAAACAGAGGGCCAACCAUCCUCAUCCGGGUUAAAUACACAGAACCGAAGUGGAAAUAACAUUGAUCCAGGGAAAAAUAGACUAGUCAGGAGUAAAUCCACACCAGUUAAACAAGAUCAGUCUCUUGAUGGACCACUUACAAAUGGGGAUAGCAGAGAGCCUCGGAUAGCAGUCAAGCGAAAGUUAGUAAGUGCCUCAGAAGAGGAGGAACACCUAGAGGAAGAGGAGAAAAAGAGAGAAUUAAAAGAAAAACCUGGUUUAUCUUCAUCAGAAAGUGGGGAGUCAGGAUCCAGUUCAAGCUCUGAAAGCAGAUGUGGCUCUGAUUCAGAUUCUGAAUCAACCUCUAGAACAGAUCAGGAUUACAUUGAUGGAGAUCAUGACUACAGUAAAGUUGUGCAAACUAAACCCAAAAGAAAAAUUAAAAGGAAAAUUUCUAGUGGGAAAAGAAAUUGGCAGGGCAGAGGGACAGGGAGGAGAGGUAGAUGGGGCAGAUGGGGUAGAUGGAGCAGAGGGGGAAGAGGUAGCAGAGGAGGAAGAGGAGGCUGCAGCAGAGGAAGAAGAGGAGGCAGGGGAGGAAGAAGAGGCAGAGGAGGUAGAGGAGCUUCACGAGGAGCAACCAGAGCCAAACGUGCACGAAUGGCAGAGGAUGAAUUUGAGAAUCUGUUUGGAGGCCGAUUUGGUGAGAAUAUGUUUGGAGGACGAUUCAGUAGGCCACCACGAAUUAAAACAAGGAACGAGGGCAGGAGAACUGUUUUAUAUAAUGAUGAUUCAGAUAAUGACAACUUUGUGCACACCGAGGAUCCUCUGAAUCUUGGUACUUCCAGAUCGGGCAGGGUGCGGAAAAUGACAGAAAAAGCCAGGGUCAGCCAUCUCAUGGGAUGGAAUUAUUGACAGAUAAAAAUCUUGGAAAAAUUUCAAAUGAACUUCAAUGGCCUUCUACUGCAGGGAUUUUACCAGAAAAUCUACCAAGCAAGUUGUGGGGGGACUCCACUCACUUUCUACAGUGGUGCUUUUCCAUUAUGCCAGUAUACAUUUGUUUUAAGACUUCAGAUUGCCACACUUAAUUGGUCAAAAAAAGCCUUACUUAUUAGUCCUUAAAUUACAGAAAUUCUUCCCCACGCACUACAAGUUCAUUUUGUUUCAAGGAGCUUCCAGCUUCUCAAUAAUAGCAUGACAUUUUGAAUCAUGAUUAUGAAAUCUCUCCUUUGUUUUGUUUUUUUGUAUUAUAGAAAUAGCACCUUCUUACAGAGUUUUUAUAUGGUUUGUCAUAAAUCCUUAUACACAGUAAUAAUUAUAACUUUUGCACAAUACACCAAUCCUAAAGGCAGCUAUAAAGUGUUUACCAUUUCUAUAUUGUAAGAAGGAUCUGGAUUAUUUUAAUCUUCCCAGGCCAAACUUUCAUGAAUUGUGCUGAACUGAAGUAUGUUUAUACUACAGUUUAGGGGGGGUUGAAAUGCGUUCUGUUGGUUCGUAAUUCAUGUAAAAAGUGAGAAAAGGGUUGGUGCCUUGUAAAUAUGUAGCAAACCUUUGAUGUGGUGUGUCCUAAUGUGUGCAUUAACUUUAUUAAAAAGAGAAUACUUGAGAAGUAUGAAUAUCUAGACAGAAGGUGCCAAAUGCAAAAGUUACUUGCAUCUAUUUUCUUUUUGUCCUCUCAUAUUUUUAUAGCAUUAAUAGAGAUUGUGCAGCAAAGGGUUAAUUUCAACAUUUGAAAGGUUUCUCCUCUUCACAGCAUUACAUGUCUUAAUAGUAGCUCAGCUACCUCUGUUUACAACUACUGGAAACUUAAAAUAGAUGUUAUUCUGCAGUGCUUAUAGAAGAAGAGGCAAGGAUGAGUACAGCAGGGAUGGAAUUGCUCAAAUAGUGAAGAAACCAUUUCUUUAUCAUAUUGACGCUCUGAAACAAACCUUAGUGUAGCUAUCAAAGCUUUCACAAGCCUAAUAUGCUUUUAGCAGAUGGUAAUUUGUUGGGCAAACAGCCAGUGGGCUCUCACAUAUUUCUGGUGUCGCUUAUUCAAUGAAAGUCUGUUUCUGUUUUUAAUUUGAUUAUUGAAACUUUCAAAGAAACCUAAAUUGAGCUAUCGUGUCUCUACUGGCUACUCAUAUUUUUGUAUCAUUACUGAUAAGUUUCCAUUCAUAUCAUUGACAAGAGUCCUUGUAGCUCAAGCUUCCAGAAGAGAAUUCACAUUGUACUGUACUCUUGCCUUGUAAAUGUUGCAUUGAAAAAUAAUAACUUGCACUCAUUCUGGCAGUAAUAAUACAGUAUGCAAUGCUAUGAGGGAAAUGUAGGGUUAGGAGAUUACUCUGUAUCUUGCUCCUCAGGCUGAAUGACUGACUGUGUUUAAUUAAUUGGAACAUGCUUGUUCUUGUGGAGUGAGAAUGAGAGUUGCAGCCUUCUACUUUGUAGGGUCCAGUUAAAAGAUUUGUGGGACUCUGUCAUGUUAGAGCAAGGAAGAGACACCUAGCUGACAUCUCUAGCUGAGUUGAGAUAGUGAAUCAUUGAUUACACGAGAAAAAGGGAUGAGAGAGGAGGUUUGGAAAUCGAAAUAAGUAAGGGAUGAAAUUCUGAAAUUUCUUCCUCAGUGUGCAUCUUUUAAAAGUUGGUCAAUAAUUCUGGAAAACCUGCGGGGGGGGGGGGGUACGCGGGGGGACAGUGAAGUGUAUAUUCUCAUGCAUAUAUAGAUUUGUUUCUGGCCUUUUUUUAUGACAAAUAUUAUCAGGCUGAUCUCUCUUUGCAACAGUUCUAGUCACGUGCAAGGUAACUGGAACAAAUGCUUUGCGGGUCAUCAGGCUUGGGAGUGGGGAGAAGAAAGCAGUCUAGGUAGUAUAUAGUAAUGAUCUGAAUUUAUGGUACAGUAAAAAUCUCUCAAACUUUUUGUUACAGUCGUCGACCUGAUUAUGCCAAAACUAAUUUCUGGGCAUGACUCAGAUGCUCCAUUUAACAAAGAAAUGGAUACAGAGGAUCUCCUAGCUCUGUGUUGGGCUUUAAAAUACAAAUGCCUGUCCUAUCAUCUUACAUUUUCUUCUGAAUACAUUCUGUAUUCUUCCCUAGAGUUAUUGGUCCUCAUGUCCAUGUAACCAGGAAAAGCAUGGAUAUGUAAGUUCGUAGACAUAAUCAUACACAUUUUAGAUCAAAGUUCUUUUUAACCAAUAUGAAUGCUAAGAUUCCUAUGCUAAAGUCCUGAGAUUCUGAAGAAAUGCUAUUCAUAUAUUUCCGGCUGGCUAAAACUGUAAUUAUUAAUUUAUUUGGGGGGGGGGGAGAGGGGAGGAGGAGGAAAAACAUGGAUUCCUGAAAAAAAUCAUGAUUUCCUAAGUUUAAAUGUAUUUUUAGCAACAAUUAGAAUAAGAUUAAAUAUGUUCUUAAAUGUAUCUUUUCUAUGUAAUGAAGUACUGUGAAGAUAAGAGUAAAACAGCACUUUGCUGUGGUGUAAGUAUUCAUCUAAAAUGUCUUGUUUGGUUCAGAGCCAGGCAGCAGGGUGUGCUGGAACAACAGGGCUGUUGCUUUUUGUAAAGAAUCUGAGAAUUUUUUUUAUUUUAUUUUAUUUUGUGCAUGAAAACCGUUUUAUAAGCAUGAAAGAAAUAACUUAUAUUUUGAAUGCUAUUUUUACUUGAUUUUGUAUCUGGAUUUUUUUUUUUUCCAAUUUAGACAUUUGAUUUCUUUCUCAGCCUCAUUCUGUGGAUUAAUUAUAACUGUAGUAAGUUGGACAGUUUUUCUUUUACUCGGGUGUUAAAUUCAAUUAGAAGCCACUUAAUUAAAGCUGCAUGACACUUGAUUUUACCCUGAUAGCUGCAGCAGGAGCAAUGAAACAAGAAUAGCCCUUGCACCAAAAGGGUUGCAACCCAGUCCUUCAGACCUCAAUCCAAAACUUCUGUGCCCAUUUAAUGCCUCAUUGAAGUCAAUGGGGUUCCAUGCAGGCACAGAGCUCUGUCCACUCCGACUUCAUUGCAGAAUAGUCAGCAAUGUCUUUAUUCAUACAGUUUUAACCAAAAGUAACUUCUGUUUGGGUCCACUCUUUAAUACUUGUGUAUGAAGGUGUUUUGAUCAUAUAUUUAAGAUACUAAUGGUUAACCAAGUCCCUAGUCAGGCUGUAGAUUGCUGAUAUUUAGGUAAUAUUCAAGUACCAGGCUUUCUCCAGAAAUGGGUAUGAAUGUUUAUAGAAGUUUUGAAUGGUCUCACUCCCUAGUGUCUGCAGUUUGAGGGCAUCCCAUUACCAGCCUUAGGAAACUGGACUGCAAAUAGAGCCACCAGCCAGCAGCUACAUUUGAUUUGUGCGUGUUGGAGGGUUCCUUUGAUUCCCCCCUCACCCGCACACACACUUUCAACAGGAGGGGCCUCAAUGUUUGAGAGUGUGCUUGAUUAUUGUGUGUUUUGAAUACCAACUUACUACCUCUGCAGCAUGCCCAGCUCCUGCAGGCACAGGGCACACAGGCCCAAGCUUCGCCCUGAACACUGAUAUGUUGUCACGAGGCCUUCAACCCAGUCCCAGACUUCCAUUUUGCCUCCCCUUAUUUUGCGUGUCUCUGCUCCAUCCCCUUCUGGUUUUGUGGCUUUGUUUCCUCCCUUUUUCCUUCCGUUCUUUGUUUCUCUGUCCUCUCCUAAGAGCCAGCCUAUGCUGCUGCUCCUGCACUCCAUAGUAUUCCCCUGAAUUGUGUCGGCAGGAUCAGCUGACCCUUAAACUCUGACACUCUUGCUGGGCUAUUAGGAAUACAGUAGGUUCUUUCUCACCUGUCCACCUAAAGUCACUUGCCUGUAAAUUCAAGUCAAGCUUUUUUUCUUGCCAAAUUUUGCUUAUUAAGAAACCUUCCAGAAGUGUUAGUAGUAAAUGAAUAGAAAUGUAGAAAGUUCUUGGGCCGGAUUCUCCAUUGUCCUGCACUUUAGGUCUUCAUUUACACCAGUGUAAACACUCAAAUCAGAGCAAGUACUGUUUGCACACUCUGAGGUAAAGGUACAGGCCAGUUCUGACCAUUUGAAUUAAAAAUGUAGGUCUCACCUGACCUCCCAUAUAAAUUGUUUCAUGCUAUUAUCUGAAUUAUCAAGUUUUCUUUAUCUGAACGUGAGUUAAUGUAACACCUGUAAAGCUCAUGUAUUUCUUUUCCAGUGUCUGAGAUAGUGGGAUUAGCAUACAAUUUCACCUGCAUUUUGGAAUAUUCAGUUACAACUCAGCAUCACAAACACCAAUCAGCAUGGUAUAUUUUGAAGGUUUAGCUUAUCUAUCUGUUUAGUUUGGGGGCGCAGGGUAGGGGAGAUCUCUUAUGGUACAUGAAGUAUUCUGAAAUGCUGAAAUAGCUGAAUAGCAUGAGGCAAUUAAUCUGAAAAGUGUUUUCUCUAUUGCCUUUAGUGUGUGUGUGUUUUUGAAAAGGGAGUAAAUCUUGGGUUGUCAUGAGUGCUUUCAGCUGAAAGAAACCUAUACUACUUGAUUCAGGUUCUUACACAGCAUGCAUCAUUGUACUAUCUGAUUUACGUUUCACUCCCUUUUUUCGUUUUGUGUCAGUGUCAAGAGGAUUCAUGCCUUUUUAGCUGAUGUCAUACUUACAGAGCAUGAGGUGUACUCAAGCUUCCCAAUGAAGUAUCCCUCUUCUGUCUCAAUAUCACAUCCUUUCUGGUGUCAUACUUAUGCCCACUUGUACUCUUUUUAAAAACAAACAAACCCUAUAAAAUGCAGCAAUAUGCUGAAUGACUGACCAUUUCCACUAGUAGAUGUUCAGGGCCAAGGGCUCAAUUCUGCAAAGACUUAUUCAAGAAGAAAGCAAUGGGCCUUCUUAUGCAAGUAAAAUUGCUCAUAGCUAUAGCCUGUGCAGGCUUGAGCCCUACAAUAGCAAGGUCUUGCUAGGACAAAAGUAAAGUUUAUUAACUGAACUGGGUGGGGAAGUUAACUCAGACCUAUCUGUAUUUAUAUCUGCUUCAAGUCUGCAAUAAUCCCUCACUUUCAAACCUAACAACUUCACAAACUGCAAAGCAAAGAUUAAAAAGGAGAGAGACGAUGGUAUGUUUUCUUAAAGUAUGAGAGGAGUAAUUCACCUGAAAAACAAGCCAUGUCGGAAAAUUAUCUGUCAUAUUUAUAAUACAAGAAUUGUGAUAUGUAAAAGUAAGAGGAGGCAAAAAUUUUUACAGUUAGGAAACCAACUUGUGAGUGAUUUGAGUUUGAGUUCUUUACACUGUUUGUUUUAAUCAACUUCCCUUAUGAUUAAAAAAUAAAUGUAGACCUAGCUAUUUCUUCUGCACAUAAAUAUGAAAACUGUAUAGUAUAUAAAUACUGAAUAUAAUUGAAGUCAGGUGUGUGAUGGGUAAAAUAUCCAUGUACAGUAAUUAAAAAUUAAGGAAAGAAAAAUUAAAAUGUAUUGCUUCUGACAAUGGUUUUGAGGAGCUGACUACUAAAAGUGAGAUGAAUAUUGGUAAAUAUUUGAAAAUAUGGCUCCUAGAUGUCUAUAUAAUGUGUUCGAUGAACAUUCCAAAUCAUGCAGUAUUAAAAUGAGAAAAUGCAUUUAAUGACUCACUCAAGACUAAUAAUUCACCCUUAACCUGUGCAGAGGAUGACAGAGUAAACAAACCAGUUUUAGGUUAAGGAUGUUAUCAGCCUUAACUUAGUGUAUCCUCCUAUUGUUGGUCUGUAUCACUACUUUAAUGUUUUUAAAAUGUAUUUUUGUGUUUACAUUUCUUGGUGUGUUUGGUUUUGUUUUGUUUGUUUUUUAAACUGUCAUGGCAAGUUUUAUAAAAUGCUAAUUAUUUACUUGAUAGACUGAAGGAGCAGUUAACAAUCUAUGGAUAAAUUUAUAGUUAGUAAUGUAGGAAGCUGUCGUGUUCUUACAAGUAUGUAUUCUAGAAAAUUACUGCACAUGUGCGGUAGUUAAUUUUCAAAUAUUAGUAUAUUGAAUGUUUACACAUUUUUUUUAAAAAACCUCUUUUAUGUAAGUAAGUAAUAGCCUGCAAAAAUUUGGUUUUUAGUGAUAGAAACACAAAGACCUGUUGGAAGCUUGUACGUUUUUACUAUGUUAUGUUUCAGGCCACAGCAAAUUUCUGCAACUGCUAUGAAUCCCUGAAAAAUUAGAUUUCCAGUGGAAUUGCUGUCACAGCCUUAACUCUAGUACGAAAAUGGUGCUAUUACAUAUAUAUGCAUGGAUGUGGGUACCUCAAAUCUGAUAAGUGUUUAAAUGGGAACUUUUAAGUUCAGCAUUUGAUGCUGAAAAUGCAAACAAACUAAUGCUCCUAGAUAGAUAAGGACAGUUAUGCUUUGUGAUUUCAUCAUAAAAUAUUUAAACUUCCAGGCAUAUUAGAACAAUUUCCGAGUCUCUUAUAAAUAAGAAGAUAGUGCAUACCUUCCCAGUUUCUGGGUGCAUUAAACAUUUGUGAAGGUAAGGGUAGUGCAAGAGGGAGAGCGCUUGAAGUGUUAGAGAGCGAAAGGGUCUGUUUGAAUGGAAGAUACAUUUGGUGUUUCUGUGCUAUAUGGUGUUACCAUUCAUAGUGGUUUUACAGGUUUUUUUUUGACCAACAGAUACCCCACUUAGGUUUUCAAAAUGCUUUCUCAGUAAGUGGCAUUCACCCAACAUACUCCUAUAUCUAAGGCUGAUUUUUUAAAUUUUCCCUAGGAAUAUUAAUAUAAGUUAUUCAUUCUUUACAUAAGAAUCAUUACAGCAGACUUCAUUUAGAAAUAUCAGUUUUUACAGUUGAGGGGCUUGGAACAAUGAAAUGGUGCUGUCUAGCCUCGCACAUUUCGGUGUUCUUAACAGUUUAAAAUACUCCACCAAAAAUGCACAAAACUGAUUUGAACUGAUAUGUCUAGUUCCUGUAUUGAUUUUUCAAGGGGAUAUUUAUGCCCAUAUCUUCGCAUCCGCUAUCUCAGGUCCCUUUAAAUGAAUACUUCAGGGAUUUUUAAUGCCACUUGAUGGCAGACCAAAUGUAAUAUUUAUAUGCAACGAGCUGUUAGUUUUUGUAUUGUAAAAAUGUAAAUUUGUAAAGAUUUUUUUCUAGCGUUUUUUUGAAGUCACUUAUGUAAUUUAGGAUGUUUCAUUUUUCCAGCUGUGGGAUUGUCUUAAUAAAAAACCAUAAAUCUUA